AUGACGGCAGCAACGAAGCCGAUACGUCUCGUCCGCCUCGCCCACGUCUGCUACACACAUGCAGACCUCACGGCAGCCUCCCGGUUCCUCAUAGAUUUCGGCUUCCAGGAGCUGACCCAAACCGUCUCGCCGAGCACCGGCCAGAGAACAAUCUACUACCGCGGCACCACCACCCAGCAGCCCUUCGUCUACUGCGCGCGUGAAGGGCCCGAGGACGCCUUUGGCGGCGCCACGUUUGUGGUCGAAUCACGAGAAGACCUUGACUAUGCGGCCCAGACGCUACCGGGGUCGGAGGGGAUUGUCGAUCUGGAAGCAGAAGGUGUUCCUGGAGGCGGACUCUCCCUCACAUUCCACGACCCGGUUGAUGGGUUUCCUUUCCAUCUGGUCUGGGGACAGCGAGGACGAGAAGAGCACGGGGAGAAUCAGGGGGGAAACGGCUUGCCGGUGUUGCAGUAUAAUUUUGUACGUGUCUCAAAUCUCAUACCUCUCUUAUCUGCCAUUCAUCGCUGCCCUACAGAGAAGCACCGACCGGGAAAUAGCACUCAGAGGUUCAAACCGGGUACUUACUCCCUGGCAUCGCGGCAUCGCGGCAUCGCCUACUGUAUACAUACUAAACUGCAAUCAGGCCCAGCUCCCGUCCACAAACUCGGCCACUUUGGCAUGUGCGUGACGGAUUUUGCGCGCGCCUACGAGUUCUAUACCACUCGGUUCAACUUCAAGGCUAGUGAUCUCAUCCAUGAUGAAGCCGGUAACGAUGUGACCGCGUUCCUGCACUUGAGCCGUGGCCGCGAGCUCGUAGAUCACCACUGCUUCUUCAUUUUCGAAGGGCCCAAGUGGCAUGUGCAUCAUUCGUCAUUUGAAACACAUGAUUUUGAUACCCAGUUGCUGGGCCAUCAUUGGUUGAGAGAGAAGGGAUACACGAAUUGCUGGGGAGUGGGGAGGCAUAUCAUGGGAAGUCAGAUAUUUGAUUACUGGUUUGAUCCGUCACGAUUUAUUCUGGAGCAUUAUGUGGAUGGGGAUUUGGUGGAUGAGACGUACCCUACUCAUCGCUCACUCGCUUCGCCGGAUAAUUUGCAUGUUUGGGGUGAGUCCCUUUAUUUUCAUGCCCAUACGAGAUACUGGCUCUGGUGCUGA
This is a messenger RNA of Aspergillus nidulans FGSC A4, 1134 nucleotides long. RefSeq lists its product as uncharacterized. Lineage: Eukaryota; Fungi; Ascomycota; Eurotiomycetes; Eurotiales; Aspergillaceae. Bases 1 to 1134 code for a protein of 377 amino acids. The record is from RefSeq and is a predicted model, not a curated record. The transcript is spliced from 4 exons.